Salvia splendens (bonfire salvia) is the source of this 1114-nucleotide messenger RNA. RefSeq names its product mitochondrial ATPase complex subunit ATP10-like. Gene Ontology annotation, cellular component: mitochondrial inner membrane. Bases 38 to 865 code for a protein of 275 amino acids. The transcript has 7 exons. Gene Ontology annotation, biological process: mitochondrial proton-transporting ATP synthase complex assembly. The record is from RefSeq and is a predicted model, not a curated record. Lineage: Eukaryota; Viridiplantae; Streptophyta; Magnoliopsida; Lamiales; Lamiaceae.
AGAUUCAGCACAAGGGUUUUUCCAAACGAAGAAGAAUAUGCUGAGAUCGAGCAAAAUUCUCUCAGCAGCAUUACGAAAUGGUAAUGGCGGAAGCUUGCUUUUUAGAGAGGGGAAGUUUUCCUCCAUUAUCCCUCCCUGCAACCCUUGUCGAUGGACUUCCCUACGAUUCCAGGACGACGUCUAUAAGUUGGCGCAUGAGGCGGCUGUUAAGCAAUCACGAGCUCGAAUUAAAGAUGAGAUGAGUAGGAGUGUACUUACUGACAUGAAUGAAUAUGUGAAACAUCGUGGGAAGGUAUCAAAAGCGAAUAAGGUUAUAGUUCCUGCAGUGUCAGCACUCAAGUUUCCUUCCCUUGAAGUCUACUUUACGGAUGGUUCUAAGCUUACACUUCCCGUGACCUCCAAAGAAGACGAAGCAAAUUUGUCCUCAUCAGAUACUGCUGAAACAGGCAGUGCUAAGGCGUCUUUAAUAAGUCUAUCAUUUCGGGAAAGCUCACGGGCUUUGAUUGACUCAUGGACCUCACCCUUCAUGAAAGCAUUUGCACAUUCCAGUGAUGUUCGUUUGUAUGAGGUUUCCUUAAUGGAUCAAUGGUUAUUGUCACGUAAGCUCAUAAGGAAACUACUUCUUAAGUACAUGAGGAAACCCGCGCCUGCAGAGAAGCAAGAUGCUCUGCUUAGGCAGAUUGUUUAUUCCUUUGGUGAUCAUUAUUACUUCAGGAAGGAGCUUAAAAUAGUAAAUCUUCUUACAGGAUAUGCAUUCUUACUCGACAAAUCUGGUAGAGUACGGUGGUCAGGUACUGGAGCAGCAACAGAGGAGGAGUUGUCGUCCCUUUUACGUUGCACAUCCAUAUUGCUGGAAGAGAAGUAAGGAACAAAUGUUUUGAUUUGAUGUUCAAAUUUGAGGACACUUCAUCGAGCAAACAAGACUAAAUAAGAUCGUUGUUUUGGAAGAGUAAUAAUCCUUUUACUUUCCAUUGUCUACUCAAUAUCUAUUUCCAGAUGGUUUUGACCACAUGGAAUUCUAAUUGCAAAGGUCGUAAGCAUUAUUGCAUUUGACUUUAUGCACUUUCAUAUGAAUUUUAACUACAUUUAUUUAUAAGUCUAUUUGAAACUUCAA